AACCGGAGGCUUCUAAACAACCCGCCCGCCCUGCGCAUCCUCUGCGGUCCAACCAUCCUCGGCGAUCCCGCUAUUUAGCGAGGCUUCGCCUGGCCUCUUCCGCAUCUCGAGGCUGCUGACUCCCGCCCGCAGCCAUGGCAGAGUUGGGCCUAAAUGAGCACCAUCAAAAUGAAGUUAUCAAUUAUAUGCGUUUUGCUCGUUCCAAAAGAGGCUUGAGACUCAAAACUGUAGAUUCCUGCUUCCAAGACCUCAAGGAGAGCAGGCUGGUGGAGGAGACCUUCACCGCAGACGAAGUCUCUGAGGUCCUGAGAGGCUUACAGGCGCUGGUCCACAGCGAGGUGGAGUCUGAGCUCAUCAACACCGCCCAUACCAACGUGUUACUUCUGCGGCAGCUUUUCUCCCAGGCGGAGAAGUGGUACCUCAAGCUGCAAACAGACAUCUCGGAACUUGAAAACAGAGAAUUAUUAGAACAAGUUGCAGAAUUUGAAAAAGCAGAAUUUACAUCUUCAAAUAAAAAGCCCAGCAUGGACCUGAAACCCAAACUGGCUCCACUUAACGAAGGUGGAACGGCCGAGCUCCUAAACAAGGAAAUUUUAAGACUUCAAGAAGAAAAUGAGAAAUUGAAGUCAAGGCUGAAGACCAUUGAAAUACAGGCUACAAAUGUGCUGGAUGAGAAGUCAAAACUAGAAAGAGCACUGCAAGACUUACAGCUCGAUCAAGAAAAUCAAAAGGAUUUGCUAAUAAAGGCCAAAGUUUUGAGGGACUUGGAAAACACCAUUGCCAUUUUAAAGAGUGAGCUUCAGAAGACACUCAAUGACAAGACAGAAAACCAGAAGUCCCUGGAGGAGAGUCUAGCGACAGCCAAGCACGACCUGCUCAGGGUUCAGGAGCAGCUGAGCAUGGCUGAAAAGGAAUUAGAGAAGAAAUUCCAACAAACAGCAGCUUAUCGAAACAUGAAAGAGAUUCUUACCAAGAAGAAUGACCAAAUCAAAGACCUGAGGAAAAGACUGGCAAAAUACGAACCCGAAGAUUAAAAACUGAAGAUUUCGUCUGGAAGCUGCCACAGCGUGCAAGUACAAGCAGUUCCUCAUGCCAGACGUGUAUUUGGAAGCAGCUUGUUAUUUUCCCCUCUUUAUUUUUCCAAUAUGUAGACUGUUCUUCUAAUAUUUAGAAAUAGAGUUACUAUUUUCAGUUGCUUAAUUGAGAAGAGAGAAAACCUGCUGAUUCUGGUCGGUCUUUGCCGAAUGCUCCAGUCUUAGUUCAGAUGCACUGAGAAUUCUUGACAGUAAAGAAGAGAUUUUUCAGAGUGGGAAGAAGAGUCUUAUCUUUGCAGUAGUAUAAAGACUAUACCUUUUAAGGAAAUGUUAAAGCCAGUAAUAUCUAGACUUGUGCAUUCCCCAGGGUAAAUACAAAUACAGUUAUUGAAGGUAGUUACUGCCAAUAAACCUUAUUUUUAAAAAUUAAACGUAAUUCUUUUUCUCUAUUUGAUCAUCAAAAAAUAUAUAUGAACUCAUUAAAAAUGUGAAUACCACCUUUUAUAGGCAGCAUUUCUUCCAAUUAUAAGGAAAAUUAAUAGUGAAUAUGAGAAUUCGAUGAGCUACUUUGGUCUAUCUAAAUAUUGUGCUCAUCAGCAGAGAUUCAGGCAUUUUUUUAUAGCACCACCUAUCAUGAGAACACGGAUGGAGAAGUCAGGUACAUCCUGUACCUGCGUAGUUGAGAAAGUAUCUAGACUCAAUGUACAGUAGGCCCUCCUUAUCCAUGGUUUCACUUUUUGUGUUUUCAGUUACCUGCCGUCAACUUUGGUCCAAAGAUAUUAAAUGGAAAACUUCAGAAAUAAACAAUUCAUAAGUCCUAAAUUACAC
Messenger RNA from Rhinolophus ferrumequinum (greater horseshoe bat), 1862 nucleotides. It is a transcript of the gene LZTFL1, whose product is annotated as leucine zipper transcription factor like 1. The record is from RefSeq and is a predicted model, not a curated record. Gene Ontology annotation, cellular component: cytoplasm. Gene Ontology annotation, biological process: negative regulation of protein localization to cilium. NCBI's taxonomy places the organism in Eukaryota, Metazoa, Chordata, Mammalia, Chiroptera, Rhinolophidae. The coding region runs from base 135 to 1034 and encodes 299 amino acids. The transcript has 10 exons.